Messenger RNA from Cornus florida, 1002 nucleotides. RefSeq lists its product as uncharacterized. The record is from RefSeq and is a predicted model, not a curated record. NCBI's taxonomy places the organism in Eukaryota, Viridiplantae, Streptophyta, Magnoliopsida, Cornales, Cornaceae. The coding region runs from base 140 to 739 and encodes 199 amino acids. The transcript has 2 exons.
GUAUGUUAACUUAUGUCUGGGCGAGGCAAUGGCUCUGAAACACCCUGCAUAAAAAUAUCUGUGAAAUAUCUGUAAGCACAUACAGGGCAUGUGACACUCCCGAGUUUCUCCAACUCCUAAUAGACGUCUGUACCAAGAUAUGGAAAAUGCAGAGUCCUCGGAUGGACUGAACGAGUGGGAGGAAAUUCAAUCACCAUGGCCACAAACAACAAAUUGGGUGAACAACACAGACACUUUGGUGAUCACAGACGAUUACCUUCACCACCACUCCUCCGUCUUCCCUCCAAGUGACCACGAAGGCCUACCCAUCACUCCACAACACAGCCCAUCAUCAUCUCUCCCAUCGUUGUCGUCGUCGUGCUCGUCGUCGUCUUCAGUGUCCGGUGAAGGCCAUGGAUUGAUCCCGGUGAGCGUCACCGGUGAAAUUGGGAGGCGUUUGAAGCUGCAGCUGGGGCUCCUGAGCUCCGGAAUUCAUCGGAUUGUUUAUGCAAUUCGUAGUUAUGGUGUGUUUAGAGGUGGGUUUCUGACGGUGACCGGAGUGGCGGCGGCUAUGGUGGUGUCGCUGUUGUAUGUGAAAGUGCAGCGGUGGCGCCGGCGAGUGCUCCAGGAGAACCAGGAUCGUUUGGUGCUUCUCGUUAAAGAGAAAGAUGAGAAAAUCAGCCAGCUCUUGCUUCAAAUUGCCCAAAUGACUGAAAAAUUAUCUACACGCAGUAGGGUUCCAGUACUCCGAGUUGGUUGAUACAUUAUGGGUAUGUGAUCGAUGACACAUUGUCACCCCACCUCUUUUUACUCUUUCUUCUAGAGCAUUGUUAAUCCGUCAGCUUAUUUAUCAUACAGUAAUGAGAAAAGCAGUGCAUUAAAAGUUAUUAUAUGUUUAUGAAAGAAAUCAGAAAUUGAACCUGCAUUUCUAUUUUUUUUUUUUUCCAUGUUAAAAGGAAUUUAAGCUUGGUUAUGUAAUGUAUAUGACGUACAUAUAGAUUCAUCAUGUGUUUCUUCUGGUUC